Molecule: messenger RNA, 1567 nt
Organism: Camelina sativa (false flax)
Lineage: Eukaryota; Viridiplantae; Streptophyta; Magnoliopsida; Brassicales; Brassicaceae
Product: thiol-disulfide oxidoreductase LTO1
Molecular function (GO): oxidoreductase activity
Source: RefSeq, a predicted model, not a curated record
AUAGUGGAAAAAGCUGAGGGGAAGAAGUUAACAAUGGUGGAAUAGAGCGCUUGUUUGACGACGACGAUGAUGGCGAGGUUUGUCUCCGUAUCGUCUUGCCAGUUUCGUUUUGGCUUCUUUGAGUUUCCUCCUCCGUCAUUAACUCCUUAUCCGAGACGGUUUGAGGUCUCUAGCCGGAGAUUUCCGGCGAUUCCGAUCAAAUGUUCUUCAUCUGAGCCGGAGAAUGGUGAGGAUUCGGCGCCGUCGCUGUCUUCUCCCUCCUCAUCGAGUGAAGUAUCCACGACUACCAGUUCGACAUACAACUGGUACACCGUACUUGGCGGUAUUGGGAUGUUAGAUACAGCGUAUUUGACUUACCUUAAGGUCACUGGCUCUGAUGCGUUUUGCCCUAUUGGUGGUGGCACUUGUGGAGAUGUCCUGAACAGCGAUUACGCUGCUGUUUUCGGUGUUCCUCUCCCAGUGAUUGGAUUUGUUAUGUAUGGCUUAGUAACCGCUCUAAGUGCAGAGCUUGCGGAAGAUAAUCUACCGUUUGGAAUUAGUAAGACCAAUGGGCGUUUUGCGUUAUUUGGGACAACGACUGCAAUGGCAUCUGCUAGUGCAUAUUUUCUGUAUAUCCUUAGUACAAAACUCUCAGGAUCUUCAUGCCUGUAUUGUCUAGUGUCUGCUUUCAUAUCAUUCAGUCUAUUUUUCCUCUCUUUAAAGGAUGUGAAGUUGCAGGAGAUAAAGCAAGUUGUAGGAUUACAAAUAUGCUUGGCAAUCAUAGUAGUUGCCUCCUUGACUGCUUCGUACAGUACUGCUCAACCAAUCCCGUCACGUUCUGGUGACAUUGAACUGCCAUAUUUUAGAACAGAGAUCACUUCAUCGUCGAGCCCUUAUGCUAUUGCCUUAGCAAAACAUCUAAACUCCAUUGGAGCCAGAAUGUAUGGGGCAUUCUGGUGUUCUCACUGCUUAGAGCAAAAAGAGAUGUUUGGAAGAGAAGCGGCAAAACAACUGAAUUAUGUGGAAUGUUUUCCGGAUGGAUAUAAGAAAGGAACAAAGAUACUCAAGGCAUGUGCAGAUGCAGGGAUCGAAGGAUUUCCAACGUGGAUAAUAAAUGAUCAGGUCUUAAGCGGAGAAAUAGAACUCGCUCAACUAGCAGAGAUGUCUGGAUUCAGCCUUGAUCAGGCAAAUGAGGCCAAUCAACUACAGUAAAUGUUGUAUUGUAGAAGAAAAGAAUUAGGUGAAUUCGUGAUUGUUCUUUGCUUGAUUGAUCAUGAUAGCUAUAGGGUGGUUCUAUGCAAAUGCAAGUGAAUGAAAUUCAUUGUUAUUGCCAUAGGAGGUUAAGGCUUCAUGACAUAUCUCUUACCCUUCACUAUUUGACCAUAUAAAGAUGAUAUAGGUUCCAAACAUUGCUAGGUUUCUUCUACUCAUAUUUGAGAAUCUGCAGUCAUCUGGUAGUGAUAUUUCUUAUGUGUAUCUUAAAACCGAGAAGUGUGGUUUUAUGUAAGAGUAUAUGAUGUACGCGUAGAUGAUUGUAUAUAAUAUGGGAUACUUAAUUGAAGAAUUAGUCCCAAGAUUUCCUUCUGAA